UGAAAAUGGAUGCUGGAUGAACAAUAUGCUUAACCAAAUAAUGCUAAUUUUAUCGUAAUUCCAGAAUAUUAUAUUAACUUUUAAGCUCCCUCCCACUGAAUCAAUCAUGAAUACUAAUAUCGAUUAUGACGAAUACUUAGAUGAUGACAUUAUUUUCUAUUCUGUCUUGUAUUCAAGUGUAACUGUUCUCUUUGCCAUGGCAGUCCUGUCAAAAUUUUUGACAAAUGAAUUUCGAUUUGGAUUUAGAUCUGUUUUAAGUUUAGCUGUGCUGUUUUUAGGGGAACCCUUAUGCCAGUUCUUCAUUAAAGGACCUAGCGGUGUGUUUGCAUUUGCAAUGUGUUGUCUGGUUAUCUACUCUAUCUUGCCUGCCAGUCAUCUUCCAGUUGGGAACAAAGCCGUACUUGUUACAGGAUGUGACAGUGGUUUCGGUAACAGUUUAGUAAAGAAAUUAGACAGUAUUGGGAUGAGGGUGUUUGCCACAUGCUUGAGUUUAAACAGUCCUGGUGCUGUGUCCCUACAGUUAGCUUGUUCAGGAAGGGUUCAUUUAUUACAACUUGAUGUUACAUCACAGAAAGAUAUAGAAACAACAGUAGAAUAUGUCAAACAGCAUACAGGAGAAGAAGGUUUAUGGGGACUGGUCAAUAAUGCUGGUGUUUGGUAUUAUUCUGAAUUAGAAACCACAUCUGAAACGAUAUUCCGUAAAGUUUUAGAAAUAAAUUUAUUUGGUGCUAUCAGACUCACAAAAGCCUUGCUGCCACUUAUACGCAAAUCAAAAGGACGAAUUGUUAAUGUUUCCAGUUUAAUGGGAAGGUUAACAAUGGAAGGCAAUGGGGCAUACAGUAUGUCAAAACAUGCAUUGCUGGCUUUCUCAGAUACACUUAGACAAGAAAUGAAGAAGUGGGGAGUCCAUGUUUCAAUAAUAGAGCCAACAGGAUUUUAUACAGAAAAUAUGAAAGAGCAUGUGAUAAAUAGUAGAAAAUCAGAAUUAUGGGAUACGAUGGACGAAGAGACAAAAGUUACAUAUGGACAGAAAUAUUUUGACAGUAUAUACGAGAGUAUCGUUGAAGGUUCUAAUCGCUACCCAGAUGAUCUGACCUGUGUAAUAAGAGCCAUGAGAAGUGGUUUGUUGUCCAAGCGGCCAAGAAAUCGCUAUCCCUGUGGAACAGGAGCAGACUUCAUCAUGAUGCUUUAUCCAUUAUUGCCAGUGUGGGUUGCAGAUAAAUUAAUUUCGCUUAUUAGUAUAAUGCCGAAAGAUGUUAGACCUGCAGGUCUGGAUUAAAGCCAUGCUAUAUUUUAUUAUUAUUGUUAUAAUUUUGGUAUACUAAAGCUCAGGUGGAUUUUUUCAUUUCUACCUGUCCAUUGUUUUGGGGGGGGGGGGGUUACCAACCAGGUAUACACCGUCUGAAUCUGUGCAUGCCCACCAUGGACAGGAAAUUUCAAAAUCCACCCAAGCUAUAGUGUAUGUACAAUGUAUGUGUGUCAUAAAGUGUAAAAUUGUUAUAUUUAAGUGAAAAGUUGUUGUUGAAGAAUUUUUGAAAAUAAGAUGAAAUUUUAUUUCUAAAACUGAAUAUGUUUGAGUUGAUUUUUUAAUCAACAAUUUAGCUGCAGACGACAGCAUUAAAUCACCCAUGACUGUCAAUAUAUUGUAAAAAAUGCUUGAAAUUGUUUUUUAAAAAUUACUAUAUUUUGUGACAACAUGAAGCAUGAAUUAAAAAAUUUGAUUAAUUCUGAUUGGUUGAAUGAAGUCUGAUAGUACAUUAAAAGUCCAACCAAAAACCAUUUAAAACCAAAUCGUAAAUCAUAGUAAAAAUUCUGUAAGAGAAAUUGAGAAAAAAAUUUCAUGAUUCAUUAAACUGCUGUUAAUCAUUUUUCCAUUAUUAAUUUAUGAAAUUAGAUGUUUUUAAGAUAUUAAAUACACAAUCUAAGUUAUGAUGAAUAAUCAUGAACUUAUAAUAUAGGAUGAAAUGUUAUUGUAUUUGAUAUUCAGCAGUCGAUCUGCAUAACAUGUGUUCAUUAGAUAGUAAAUUUAAUAUUUAAAAUUCCUACAAUAUUUGUUAGUACAUUUAUCAAAUACUUAAUGAUAUCAUGUAUUUGAUUUUGAAAUUAUAAAUAAUAAUGAUUUUUUUUAUGAAGCGCAUAAACUGAAUGAUUCAGGAAGCUCAAGACAUAAUCAUAAUAUUUUUUUGUGAAUCUUUUUAUUCAGAAUCUUGACAGCACUGCUUAAUCAUCAUAGUAAUUUACAUAUUGAUAUUGCUUAAAAAGUAUAUCCAAUAAAUCUAGAUGAAAGUUAAAAAAUGAUAUUUUAGCAAGCUUAAUGUUUACAUUUUUUUAUAUGAUUUGUUAAUUGUUUUUUCCAUAAGAAUAAGCAUAAAUUGAACAUUGAAACUUAGUUGUAAUAGAAUAUGGUAUAGUUUCAAUCACAUUUUUUUCUUUUCUUUUUUCUUCAAUUACAUAACAAUUUUCUGUGGUCCCCGUUUGAACUGUUUUCAUCAUAUUUUCCACAUGUAUUUUUGCAAAUGCUUUACAUGUAUAUGGCUUUAUGUACCGUAAUUAAUUCCAAAUCUACAUGUAAUACGGCUAUCUUAGUAUCAUUUUAAUCAUAAUAUUGACUGAAAUAUACCACAAAUAAACUUAUGUAGUCUUUUAAAGAUGUUGACAAAUGCAAGGUAUAAGAUUUUAACUAUUAUUGUGCAAUUUCGCCAGAAGUGUUCAAAUUUUCCAAACAAUUAAAUUUCACAUUGCAAGUACUAGACGUAAAUAUAUCGUCAGUAUAUACACAACUUUUAGUUUGACAUUGGUGAAUCUUUUUGAAAUCAAAUUACUGUCUGUUACAGAGUUAUAAGGAAUAAUAUACAGUUUUGGGCUUAUUUAGCCAUGCAAAUUUACCAAAAAUUAAACAUUGUAUCAUACUAUUUUACCAGUGAUAUUCACACUUUUCAUGCAGGAGAAGGAAGGCAUUCAGGACUUGUAUUUAAGAAGAGAGUAUUUUAAAACAAGUGGCAUUAUACAAAUAACUCAUUGUCUGCAUUAACCCAUCAUAUACUAAAUAUGUUUAAAAGCGUAAAAAAAAAAAUAACCCUCCAAAAGAGUAAAAAAAAAAAUAAAUAUGGGAUGUUUUUUUAACUGUUUUCCGUAAAAUUUUCAGCAACUAUAUGCUAGUGUGAUCUGUAUGUUAUGAAAUUUUGAAGUGUUGAUAAUAUUCAGAUUUAGUAAUUUGUUCUGAAAAAUAAAUUAAAACUACUUAGUCUUUCAUUAUUUUUAGACACUAAAACUUUCAGAAUGAUAAUAUUGGUUUUCAUUUUCAAUUAGCUAUUUAGAAAUAAUUGUGUACAUAUGCAGAUGUAUUACUAUUUAAAUGACAAGUAAUUUAUUAAAAAAUGUGCAUGUGAUAGAUACAAAUUUAUGAACAAAGAAUUUUGAUCAAAUUUGGACAUUGUAUGAUUUAAUUAUGUUUUUCCAUGUUUAAAACUGUAUGGUGACCUGCUGUUUGGUAACCUCUAGAAGGCUGUAUGGUGACAUCUAGAUGUCUCCUAUCAAUUUGUUCUGUUGAGCUAUUGUCUCAUUCAUGCUGCAGCAUUUUUGUUAUGCCCUGCCUAACACACACUGUAGUUGCAAAGCAUAAUGCUUCCUGGUCUUAUGUGCGUCCAUCUUAGUUUGUUCAUAAGUUUGUUUGUUCGUCCUUUUACAGAUUAGUUCUUUUGUUUAUGGUAGUUUACACACACUGAUGUUGUAGUCACAUCAACUCUUUAACAUAGGAAACAAGAUCAUUUUUGUGAUGUGGACUUUUUAAAAGAGAUGCUGAAUUACAGUUUUGACCUAUAUUUCGCAUGAUUGGUUCACCAAAUAUGGACAUGCAUGUGAUAAUGUGAGCAGGACAUGGUUUAUUGUGUAAAUAGUGCUGCUUUAAAAGGAUAAAAUGUGAUUAUUUGUUGCAUGAGAUUAGAUUUGUUUGAAAUCUUGCUCUCCACUUGAAUUUGAAUGAGAUUUUUUCAUCUUUCAGAUUUUGUUAAAUGUUAUGAAUUAUUGUUGAAAUGUUUAAAAGAGCUUUUUAGUACUAAUUCAUUUAUGGGAAAAUGCUUAUGCUUUUAUAUUUAUGAUACAAUUAUACUUAUUUUGAUGUUUAAAACUUGAGAAAGGUGCUUGACUAAAUAUGUUAAGAAUCUUUAGUCACUCUUAAGGCCAUGGUUUUACACCAAAAAUGAGGCAUAUUAUUUGACACACUUUUUUUAAAGACUAACUUACAAUGCAAUUUUAUUUUAAUCAAUGCAAACUACACUUUUUUGUGUCAUAUUUGUUAAUAAGUGAUCUAAGGUUAAUUUACAUUGUGUUUUUUAUUUGUUUAUGAGGGUCUGGAUGGGGGUCCUUCAUUUCUUUAUUCUUUCAUUUUUUGGAUCAUUUUUCUCUAUUCUUCAUCUUUUUUUGGCAUGAUUCUGUUUUCUUUAUAUUUUAAUGCCUUAAUAUUCUCUAGUCUUUAUCUGUUUGGCUUAUUUUUCUCUAUUAUUUAUUGUUUUUGCCUUUUAUUCUACAUCUUUUUUACCAUUAUUUUCUAUUCUGUAAACCCCAACCAGACCCUCUUUUUUAUCUGUGUACUAAUUAAGGUUAUUAGGAUGUAUAUAUUCAUGUUUUUGUUUGUUAUUUGUUAUUAUGUGUAGAUCAAUUUCUAAAUCUUGUCCAUUCUGGGAACAAUCUAAAAGUUGCCUUGAAUAGCCGUCUGCUUGGUGAGAGAAGACGAC
Molecule: messenger RNA, 4733 nt
Organism: Mytilus californianus (California mussel)
Lineage: Eukaryota; Metazoa; Mollusca; Bivalvia; Mytilida; Mytilidae
Product: retinol dehydrogenase 7-like
Exons: 6
Coding region: 107-1279 (390 amino acids)
Molecular function (GO): oxidoreductase activity
Source: RefSeq, a predicted model, not a curated record